Messenger RNA from Drosophila albomicans, 1321 nucleotides. RefSeq lists its product as uncharacterized. Bases 504 to 1289 code for a protein of 261 amino acids. NCBI's taxonomy places the organism in Eukaryota, Metazoa, Arthropoda, Insecta, Diptera, Drosophilidae. The transcript is spliced from 2 exons. The record is from RefSeq and is a predicted model, not a curated record.
UCAAUCAAACACUAAACAAGAGUUUAGAACGGCAGCAAACUGAGUUGCUGGUUGACAUAUGAGCAGCAGCAAUGCGGCAACAGCAACAGCAAUAACAACAACAACAACAACAACUGCGGUGGCAGCCACAGAGCAACUGAGUUGAAGAAGCUGAAAGAAGAAAGAACAUUUUGCCGCCACACCAACUGAGAACUGAGAACUGAGAGCGGCUACUACACAGGAACCGGCAUCGGUUUGCCUAACAAGCGGGGCAGGAGCAGGAGUAGAACCAGAAUCCAAAACUGAAUCAGAAACAGAACCGAAACUAAAAACCAGAAUCGAAAGCAAUGAGAAUUAUGUAACAGUGUUUUUUGCGCUUGGACCGCAAAUUUGCAAGUCAAGUCCAAGGGAUGUCACUGUUUGGAUAGACAGUCGGGACAGCUGAGCAAAGCUGCCGCCGCCGACGUCGUCGUCGUCGUCAGCGUCAGCGUCGUCGUUGCUGUUGUUGAACUUAAUCUGUGAGCAUGAUUGUGCAAUAUUUGUUGAGUGGCCUCCGGCGAACGUUUGCGUUUGCGUUCGCGUUCGGCGUUGUCCUGGCAAGGUUGUUGUUAUGUUGUUAUGGACGCACCAAAUGUUUGUUUGUGCUGGCAAACAUGUUGCCCCACAAAUCGCUUCAUCCCCCCAAAAGAAUCACCAUUUCUAUUUCGAUUGCCAUGAUCUCGAGACGCGACAAAUUGCUGCAACAGCCGUGGGAGCAAUUGCGAUACGCGCAGCAUCGCGAGAAAGUGAUGUCCGCUCGACCAGCGAUUGAUACGAAGUCGCCACGCCAACACGAUCAUGUGCAGCGCAAGUGGAAGAAGCAGCAGAACGAACGCGAAAGGCAGCAGCAAAUCGAACGUGAGAAUCUGCGGCUGCUGCAGAAACUGGGUGACAUCAUGCGCAGCAAACGCAUGAACAAUCUUUGGCUGGAGCCCAGACCCAAUUUCCUGAAUCGCGAAAAGAUGUUUCCAACACGCCCCUACUCCAGCUUGCCACAAAUUGUUACCAUUUAUGGGGUGCCACCUCCCGGACCUUUGCUCUACGGCAUGGUGCCCAAAUCAAAUGUCAUGGGUCGCUGUCCGACAUGUAGCGGCAAUCCGGAACGUACUCAGGUCGCCAUACCGGAGCAACGCAUGCCGUGGGCAUUGCCACGCAAAUCGUCGAGCCGGAAGCAUCAGCAGCUGGAAUUGCAACAGCGUUGCUAUCAAUGCGGUGGCGUCAGGAGCAUGGAACGCAAACUCUUCGAUGACUUUGACUUUGACUAUGAAUAACACGACAAGCGAACGAAUAAAAAACUACACAA